Heteronotia binoei (common prickly gecko) is the source of this 1217-nucleotide messenger RNA. RefSeq lists its product as uncharacterized. The transcript has 5 exons. The record is from RefSeq and is a predicted model, not a curated record. NCBI's taxonomy places the organism in Eukaryota, Metazoa, Chordata, Lepidosauria, Squamata, Gekkonidae. The coding region runs from base 18 to 830 and encodes 270 amino acids.
CUUUUUCCUUUCCGAUCAUGCAAGCGGGAGGCGCUGGGGCGCCCUGGACGCCCCGGGAGACCGGGGACUUGAUCUCGAUCUGGCACGAGAAGCUUCUGGGAACGUUCGGCGCUUCCCGUCGGAAGAUCGUCGUCGACGGCUUCCAAAGGAUCGCGGAGCAAAUGGCCGUCCGCGGCCACAGGCGCUCGGCGCUGGAGUGCUGGACAAAAAUCGGGGCGUUGCGGGUGGAGUACCGGAGGGCUUUCAAACACAACGCCUGGCGCUUCCGCGGGCCCCCCCGAACCUGCCCGUUUUACGCACAGCUCGAUCGGAUUCUGCACGGCGACGGGAUCGAUAAACCCCUGUGGAUUACGCAAAGCUGUAAGAUGCGAAUGGUACCCGCCGCCCUGCCCAGAAACACCGGCGAAGCCAGGGGCUCCAGUUCUGCAACCUCAGUUCUUGUAGAAACUCCCGUCACAGAAACCAUGACUGCCAACACAGAGGAAGCUAACAAAACCGUAACCGAAGAACUGCUGGAAAGCGCAGAGUCUCCGAACAGACGUGAGUGUCAAAACACUCCAACCCCACCUAUGAGGAAUGAGCUAGAAGUGGUGGAUAGUGAGGUGGGUGUUGCGCAGCUUUCACCCGCCUCUUGUCUAGCUAAUACUAGGACAAAGAGGAGAUGUGUCUGUGGACCACAGAGCACAGCAGAGCACUUGGUGUCACCACCCAGCAAACAGCGUGAGGAAAAGCCUGUGGGAAAAGGUGUGAGGAAAAGCCAGAGGCUCACAGGAAGGGGUGCAAGAAAGCAGGAAGAACUGAGGAGCAGAAGCACUGCCAUGAAGAAAUGAUGGAGAAGUUGCAUAAAGAAAAAACACUGAGGCAGAACACACCCUCUGAAGAAAGAACCGGCAACAUUUCUCAAAAGGCGGGAAUGCCAUCUCCAGACAAAAAACAUAUAGAAACAUUUUCCUCAGGCUGAAGCAGAAGUAGUUUAGACUAUAUUUUGCUCACUCCAAGGCUUUCCCCUUCCCUUAUCUAGCGAUCUUUUAUUCUUUAUUUACUAAUGAAACUUUGUUCUCUUCCAAAAUGGCCGCUACAACACACUGAAUUGAGGUUCACUUUCUAGUUCUUGUUUCAACCAGGUUAUGUAGAACCUUUUGUUCUACAUAAAAGUUCUGUUUUGAGAUAUCUGUAACUGAUGUAAGUAAAUAAACAUUGGGCUGUCCAUAUAUAAA